Neurospora hispaniola is the source of this 2005-nucleotide messenger RNA. Its product is annotated as luciferase-like domain-containing protein. Gene Ontology annotation, molecular function: alkanesulfonate monooxygenase activity. Gene Ontology annotation, biological process: alkanesulfonate catabolic process. The coding region runs from base 490 to 1656 and encodes 388 amino acids. The record is from RefSeq and is a predicted model, not a curated record. NCBI's taxonomy places the organism in Eukaryota, Fungi, Ascomycota, Sordariomycetes, Sordariales, Sordariaceae. The transcript has 3 exons.
CUUUCCUACAAUAGAUUUCUCUAUCACCAAAAUUGCAGCUUUUGGCGCCUUUCACACGCCCCGAAACCGCAACCACAACCCGCGACAACACCAACCGAUCGUCCAACUCCACCUUUCCCCGCGCCAAGCCCAUCAUUUCGUGAUGAGAUGGGUUGCGACUCACAUGGCGUCAUCUGGUCGCAAUAUUGUGAGAACCGACCGACGGCAGCUCGAGUCCCAAAAAGCGACUUCGCACACAAGAUGAUGAUCGGAACAAAUUCAGAAGUGGUGUGGUGUAACUACAAGACGCCGGCUAUGUGUACGCCAGUUGAGCGGAGAUGGAGAAUAUCGAGCCUCACCCUUUUAGCCAAGACCCUUUCCCUUUUCAAGCAGAUGUUUUUAGCCCCUGAGCGGCACUUCUCAAAGGACAAAGAUCAUGAAACAUAUUGAGUUCAGCUUCCCAAGACAAAGCAUAUAGGUACUCAUGCCAAGUACGCCCAAACAGACAUCAUGGUCGACGCCAGCACACUCAACAGCGACCCUCACAGGCUCCUCUUUGCCUACUGGGUCCCCAACGUCUCUGGCGGUCUCGUAGUCUCCAAGAUCCCCCAGAACACCGGCUGGGACCUCAAGUCCAACGUCCGCUAUGCCCGUACCGCCGAAUCCGUUGGCUUCGAGUACGCUCUCACUCAGAUCCGCUUCACUGCCUCGUACAGUGCCGCGUCCCAGCACGAGUCUGUCUCGUUCUCACAGGCUCUCCUUCACCACACCGAGAAGCUCAAGGUCAUUGCCGCUAUCCUUCCGGGUCCCUGGAAUCCUGCUGUCGUGGCCAAGCAAGUGGCUAGCAUUGACAACUACACCGAUGGACGUAUUGCUGUGAACAUUGUUUCGGGAUGGAAUAAGAGCGAAUUCCAUGCUAUCGGUGAAUGGUGGCUCGACCACGCCGAGCGCUACCGCCGCUCCUACGAGUUCAUGAAGUGUCUGCGUGGCAUCUGGACUGCCCCGGAAGACGAGGGCUUCACCUUCGCCGGCGACUUCUAUCGGUUCCGCAACUACAAGCUCAGCCCCAAACCCAUCGCCAGCCCGCACCCGGAGAUCUUUCAGGGCGGCAACUCGGACGAUGCCAAAAACAAUGGCGCCGAGGUUUCCGACUGGUACUUUAUGAACGGCAUGGACCUUGAGGGUUUCCAGACGCAGAUCGCAGACGUAAAGAAGCGCGCCAAGAAGUUCGGCCGCGAGAAUGUUGUCAAGUUCGCCGUCAACGCCUUCGUCAUUGUCCGCGACACCGAGGAGGAGGCCAUCCGCACUCUUCAAGAAAUUCAGGGCAAAGCCGACGUCGAGGCUGUGGAGGCCUUCAAGAAGGAGGUCCAGAACGCGGGAGCCAGCUCGAGCAACAAGCAGGGCAUGUGGGCGACUAGCACGUUCAACGACCUGGUGCAGUACAAUGAUGGGUUCAAGACUAAGCUGAUCGGCACCAAGGAGCAGGUGGCUGAGCGGAUUGUUUUGCUCAAGAGCUUGGGCGUCAACCUGGUGUUGACUGGCUUCCUUGACUAUGAGGAGGAGGUCGAGGCGUUUGGCAAAAAUGUUAUACCCCUUGUGAGAGAGCUUGAGAAGCAAGGGAGGGGAAAGGACGAAGUGUUUGAGAUUGAGAGGACUGGCGAUGUUUAUAGGAAGUAAAGAGAGGAGGGAUAUGGUCGGACCAUCAAGGGACCACGUCGUGCCACAACGGUGAUCCCGCCUCUUUGCAUGACAAGAAUUAAAGGAAAGGGACAAAAACUGCGAUUCAGCACUGUGCAAGUGCAAAAUGGGAUGGAGUUGAAAAGCGCCAGAGCAUGCAAGAAAACAUGCAGGUUCAAUAGGUGGGCAGUGACGGGAGGUACAGUCAUCUUAUCGAUAAAGAAAUAUUUAUCGAUAAGGUACGUAUGGGGUAAUUGAUGUAAAGGAGGCGGCGCACCUUGGGAUUUCCCCUUUUCUUCCUUGGACCAUUCAAUUCAUCAAUCCCUUGCAUUCGUUCUCAUCCACUCUU